ACGCCUCUUUCUUCGCAUACUUUCCUCCCUCUCAUUCCACUUUUGUAGCAUAGCUGUAAUGCCUCUAAAUCCAUGGAACAACCUCUUCUCCUUCUUAACAAUCAUCCUUCCCCUCUUGAACCCUUUUGUAGCUUUCGCAGUUAAUCCACAAGGCGAAGCUCUUCUUUCAUGGAAGCAAAGCCUAAAUGGACCCACUGUGGCCUUGUCUAAUUGGAACCCAACAGAUGAAACUCCAUGUGGGUGGCUUGGAAUCACUUGCAACAUCAACAAGGAGGUCGUGGAAUUGAAGUUAAGAGACUUGAGUUUAUAUGGUACAGUUCCAACUAAUCUCACUUCAUUGGUUUCAUUAACCAAGGUUGUACUUUCUAGUACAAACCUCACGGGUUCAAUCCCAAGAGAGGUUGCUAUACUACAUGAACUGAAUUACUUGGACUUGAGUGACAAUGCGUUAACCGGUGAAAUCCCAUCUGAGAUUUGCAACUUACUUAAGCUCCAAGAAAUCCACCUCAACUCAAACCAGCUAGAAGGCUCAAUUCUGGCUCAAAUCGGCAACCUCACAAGCUUGAAAUGGGUGACUCCUUAUGAUAACCAGCUCAGUGGAGAAAUACCCAGUUCAAUUGGCAACUUGAAGAACCUCCAGGUGAUAAGAGUCGGUGGGAACAAGAAUAUCAGAGGCCUUAUACCCCGAGAAAUCGGGAAUUGUACCGAGUUGACCAUGUCAGGCCUAGCCAAAACAAGCGUCUCGGGUUUCCUUCCUCCGAGUCUUGGCCUCCUCAAGAAGCUUGGAACCAUAAGCAUCUGGAAAACUCUCCUCUCCGGCCAAAUCCCACCUGAAAUUGGCAACUGUACCGCCCUCCAAGAUAUCUUCCUCUAUCAAAACUCGCUCACCGGUUCAAUACCGAAAAGUAUCGGAAACCUCAAAAACCUCCGAAUUCUUUAUCUCUGGGGGAACAGCUUGGUGGGUACCAUUCCAUCAGAGCUUGGGAAUUGCAAUAAGUUUACACUUCUCGAUGUUUCGUGGAACUCGUUAUCCGGAAACAUUCUGCAAAGUUUCGGAAACUUAUCGGCUAUGCAAGAUCUCGCACUCCAAAUGAAUCAAAUAUCGGGCGAAAUUCCAGCACAAUUAGAAAACUGUAAGGAGCUCACUUGGAUCGACUUAGGCGAAAACAGUGUCGCCGGUACGAUACCAUCCGAAGUCGGAAACCUUACGAAACUUCAACAACUUUUCUUGUAUGAAAACGAGUUAGUGGGACCCAUUCCAUCCUCAAUAUUCAAAUGUCAGAAUCUUGAAAUUCUUGAUUCGGCUUCUAAUGGUUUGACUGGGUAUAUUCCCCAGGAAAUCUUUCAGUUCAAGAAAAUGAAAAUAAUCUAUCUUUCCUCCAACAAUUUAUCGGGUGAAAUACCGGAAAAUAUCGGAAACUGUUCGUCUCUAAUUCGGUUCAGAGUUGGAGAUAACAAGCUUACAGGGCCAAUACCGAGAGAGAUUGGGAACUUGGAAAAUCUAGAUAUCUUGGAUCUCAGUUUGAAUCGAAUUUCGGGAAAUGUACCUGCCGAGAUCUUUGGCUGCCGAAACUUGGAGUAUCUCAAUUUGCAUUCUAAUUUGAUCACUGGAAACUUUCUUGGUAAGUUAAGCCGCCUUGUUUUGUUGCAGUUUGUUGAUUUUUCCAAUAAUUUUAUUGAAGGUACUUGGCCACUUCAUGUACUUCCACGGCACAUUGAUUUCUUUUCAAUCUCAAGGAACAAUUUAAGUGGAGAGAUCUCUUCCUCGAUUUGUAAUCUCAAUUUUGUUAACUACCUUGAUUUCUCUCAUAACCAUUUUAGUAUGAUUCCUCCAUGCUUGGGAAAUAUGAGUGAUAUCAUAAAUUUGGGACUGCAAAAUAACAAUCUUCAUGACACCAUCCCAAAAUUUGUAAAGUGCAGUAACUUGAGAAAUCUUAAACUUGCCAACAAUCAAUUAGAAGGGCCAUUGCCACGUUCAUUGGUCAAUUGCAAGAAAUUAAAAAUUCUAGACGUCGCUAACAACAAGCUUAACGACACAUUCCCUCAUUGGUUGGUAAAUCUUCCAGAGUUGCGGGUUCUCUUAUUGCGAUCAAACAACUUUCAUGGUUCCAUAGGCAAUCACAAGACUAAAUUCUCAUUUUCUAAUUUGAGAAUUAUAGACCUCUCUCACAAUAUGUUCCAUGGUCAUUUGCCAUCAAAUCUUUUCAAAUAUUUAUCAGCCAUGAUAAAUGGGGACAUGGAUAAUGAUGGAUUGCAAUAUAUGAGUGAUGAUUAUUAUUUUGUUUUCAAAAGAGAGAUGGAUUAUGCUAAUUAUUAUAUGGGUGAUGAUUAAGAUUCUGUAAUAAUU
This is a messenger RNA of Quercus robur (English oak), 2347 nucleotides long. RefSeq names its product leucine-rich repeat receptor-like serine/threonine-protein kinase RGI4. Gene Ontology annotation, molecular function: protein binding. Lineage: Eukaryota; Viridiplantae; Streptophyta; Magnoliopsida; Fagales; Fagaceae. The record is from RefSeq and is a predicted model, not a curated record. Bases 59 to 2332 code for a protein of 757 amino acids. The transcript has a single exon.